AUGCCUUCACGAUAUUUCUUCUCAGACUUACUCAUGAUUUUGUGCCUGCUUCUAACUGUGAAAUGCUAUUUGAUACCGACCAUCGCUGCUCCGGGCAUCACUGGCACUCCUACAACACCAGCAUGUGCUCUUGUCAGCUCCGCCUGGGCAGCUCAGAGUGCCGCCACCGCGACGCCAACUGUUGAUGCUUCUAUAGCUUAUGAUUGUCUGAACAGUGUGCCGCUCGCCAAAGAUGCCGCCCUGAAGUUUAUUGAUGGAAUCGUCCCGUAUCUCGAGUGGCAGUCAGAUACAGCCUUCAAGAAGAACCCUCCCUCAGAUUACUUCUAUCCCGGCUACGAUCUGUGGCAGGCUUUGUAUGAUAUUAGAGAUCGCCUCGAGGCCGACCUUUACCUCAACGAGUAUUCUUGGCAAGCAGAUCUGUACAAGAAUGUUUUUGGUCCUGGCCACGACGGUCACUUCAUCAUUUACACGGAUCUGCUUACUAGCGCCAUCGAGUUUGGCCGCCAGUGGGCACUGGUGUCGAUCAGUGAGGACGGUACCUCGUUGCCCGUCAUCAAGGUCUACGGUGAUGUUAUCUCGAAUCCCGAGACGGCUUCCAUCGUCAAGCUGAUCAACGGGUUGGACGCUGUGACAUAUCUCGAGGGUUGGAUCUUCCAGGCUUCCAGCAACCAAGAUGCCGACUCAGCCUGGAACUCCCUCUUUUUCUCCAAGGCAUAUAACCACACUGGCACUCAAGGUUAUUUCAAGCAGGCGGGUCGUAUCAGAUACAUUUACCCCGGCGCCGACACUUCAAUCACGUUUGAGAACGGUACAACCGUUACUCUUCCCAAUGUGGGCAGAAUAAAGGGCAACUUUGCCGGUGUAAGCGACGGACCUUCAUUUUUCACAAAGUUCGUUUCAGGCGCAAUCGGUGUCAGCACAAGCACCGCAAGUGCAACUUCCACUGGCGCAACGACUACUUCUACUUCUACUACUACUAUUGCCGCCACCACUACUUUGACUACUUCGACCACUACGGCAACUGCUUCGGCGGCCGUUGCUGCUAUUCCUGGUUACCCCGGUGACCCUGUCGUCAUCUCAUCAGAUGAGGUUGUCUCGGGCUAUUUUCUCGAGGGUGAAGGGUUCGAAGAUGUUGGUGUGCUCGUCAUGAACUCAUUCUCACCUGACGACCCGGUUGAAUUCCAGCAAACUGUGCAAGCUUUCUUUGCAGCCGCUGUUGACGCCGGCAUCAAGAAGCUUGUCCUUGAUGUACAAACGAAUGGUGGUGGCUAUAUCUUCCAAGGUUACGACACCUUCCGCCAGCUGUUCCCUGAUAUUGUGCAGAACGGCACUGGCAGGUGGAGAAACUCUGCAGGUUUCGAGGCUGUUUCCGAGGUAUUCUCCGCGGCUUGCGCCGAUUACGACCCCCUCACGGCCUCCGAAGACUUGAUAUACACCUGCGAGAGUGUCUGGAACUAUCGGUACGACCUGGAUAUCAAUGACGAUCAUUUCAAGUCUUACGAUGACAAGUUCGGCCCAGUCACUUUUGAAGGCGACAACUACACAGAUGUUAUGCAGUGGAACUUCAACAACCCUAUCGACACCAUCAACUCCACCUUUGGUAUUGGCUAUGAUGUCACUGGGUACGGCAGCCGCACAAACUUCACACGUCCCUUCGGCGGCCCAGAAAAUAUCGUCCUUUUACUUGAUGGCUACUGCGCCUCUACCUGCACACUAUUCUCGCAGUUCCUGAAGUGGGAUGCGGGUGUUAAAUCUAUCGCCAUGGGUGGAAGACUUAAGGAAGGUGCUAUCCAGGGUGUCGGUGGUGUCAAGGGUUCUCAGUCCUUCUCGUACUCAUCCGUUCACGCAGAAGUAGACCUCGCCCGUACUCAGACCAAUGACACGGAUAUCCUAGCUGAGCUUGACAGAUACGGCGACUACGUAUUUGACAGAGCACCCACUCUCAGCUUGAACGUCAAGGACGAGAUUCUGCCCACCAACCAAGCUGACGGUAUCCCUGCGCAAUACAUCGCCGAGUAUGCUGACUGCCGUCUGUACUGGACCUUGGACAUGCACAAGGAUAUCACUGCGCUCUGGAAGGCGGCCGCCGCAUCUGCUUUUAACGGGUCUCCCUGCGCCUAUGUCUGCUCCAUCGCGCCAGACCGCGCCAGUCCACAAGUCGAGAUCCAUCCUUUCCGAUGCCACAAAGCCAUUGAGGCCACUCCUGCACCUCCUCGACCCACUCUCCGGCAUGACCACCAAGGACAAGGCCCAAGAGCUCAUGUUGGCGCAGCAACAUAUGGUUGUUAUUGA
Truncatella angustata is the source of this 2292-nucleotide messenger RNA. RefSeq lists its product as uncharacterized. Gene Ontology annotation, molecular function: serine-type peptidase activity. The coding region runs from base 1 to 2292 and encodes 763 amino acids. Lineage: Eukaryota; Fungi; Ascomycota; Sordariomycetes; Amphisphaeriales; Sporocadaceae. The record is from RefSeq and is a predicted model, not a curated record. The transcript has 3 exons. Gene Ontology annotation, biological process: proteolysis.